Sorex fumeus (smoky shrew) is the source of this 3613-nucleotide messenger RNA. It is a transcript of the gene PLD1, whose product is annotated as phospholipase D1. Gene Ontology annotation, molecular function: D-type glycerophospholipase activity; phosphatidylinositol binding. The transcript is spliced from 27 exons. Gene Ontology annotation, biological process: intracellular signal transduction; phosphatidic acid biosynthetic process; regulation of microvillus assembly. The coding region runs from base 157 to 3384 and encodes 1075 amino acids. The record is from RefSeq and is a predicted model, not a curated record. Lineage: Eukaryota; Metazoa; Chordata; Mammalia; Eulipotyphla; Soricidae.
UCCCUGUCGAUGUGGAUUCUCAGUGCAGUCAGUUUCCCCUCUGGCUGUCAGCUGCUUUGGAGAUUAGCUUCAUACUAAGGACUCUCUUGAAAGCACUAUGAAGCGACUUUCACUGGGGCCUCAGCCCCUUUGCUUGUCCCUCCACCUGAAGCUAACAUGUCACUGAAAAAUGAGCCACGAGUAAACACUGCUGCACUGCAGAAAAUUGCUGCUGACAUGAGUAAUUUGAUAGAAAAUCUGGACACAAGAGAGCUCCACUUUGAAGGACAGGAGGUGGAAUACGAUUUGUCUCCUGAUGAUCCAAAGACACAGGAAGAGUACAUCCCUUUCUCUGCUAUCUAUGAGACUCAAGGAUUUAAGGAGCCGAACAUACAGACCUAUCUCUCUGGCUGUCCAAUAAAAGCCCAAGUCCUGGAAGUGGAGCGCUUCACAUCUGCUACCAGUGUGGCAAGUAUCAAUCUUUAUACUAUUGAAUUAACACAUGGGGAAUUCAAGUGGCAAGUUAAGAGGAAAUAUAAGCACUUUCAAGAAUUUCACAGAGAACUGCUCAAGUACAAAGCCUUCAUCCGAAUCCCCCUUCCCAGCAAAAGACACACAUUCAGAAGACAAAAUGUCAAAAGGGAGGAACCUCGAGAGAUGCCCAGUUUUCCGAGCUCAUCUGAAAACAUGAAUAGAGAGCAGUUCUCUGGUAAGAGGAAACAGCUAGAAGAUUAUUUGACAAAGUUGCUAAAAAUGCCCAUGUAUAAAAAUUAUCAUGCAACAACAGAGUUUCUUGAUAUAAGCCAGCUAUCAUUCAUCCAUGAUCUGGGACCAAAGGGCAUAGAAGGUAUGAUAAUGAAAAGAUCUGGGGGACACCGGAUACCAGGCUUGAAUUGCUGUGGGCAUGGAAGAGCCUGCUACCGCUGGUCCAAAAGGUGGUUGAUAGUGAAGGAUUCCUUUUUACUCUACAUGAACCCAGACAGUGGUGCUAUUGCCUUUGUUCUGCUGGUGGAUAAAGGAUUCAGGAUUAAAGUGGGGAAGAAGGAGACAGAGACAAAAUAUGGACUCCGAAUUGAUAAUCUUUCAAGGACACUGAUUUUAAAAUGUAGCAGUUAUAGACAUGCUCGCUUGUGGGGAGGGGCAAUUGAAGAAUUCAUCCAGAAACAUGGCACCAACUUCCUCAAGGAUCAUCGAUUUGGGUCGUAUGCUGCUAUCCAAGAGAACACAUUAGCGAAAUGGUAUGUUAAUGCAAAAGGAUACUUUGAAGAUAUAGCAAAUGCAAUGGAAGAGGCAAGAGAAGAGAUUUUUAUCACGGAUUGGUGGUUGAGUCCAGAAAUCUUUCUGAAGCGCCCAGUUGUUGAGGGAAAUCGCUGGCGAUUGGACUGUAUUCUUAAACGAAAAGCACAACAGGGUGUGAGAAUCUUCGUAAUGCUCUACAAAGAGGUGGAACUUGCUCUUGGAAUCAACAGUGAAUACAGCAAAAGGACUUUGAUGCGUCUACACCCUAACAUAAAGGUGAUGAGACACCCAGAUCAUGUUUCGUCCACUGUCUAUCUCUGGGCUCACCAUGAGAAACUUGUUAUUAUCGACCAAUCAGUGGCUUUUGUUGGUGGAAUCGAUCUGGCCUAUGGAAGGUGGGAUGACAACGAGCACAGACUCACAGAUGUGGGUAGCGUGAAACGUGUCAAUGCCUCCAUGGGAUCCAACCAGUUACUCACAGUGGAAGCGGUAGAGUCUAUGGACUCUCUCAACCUCAAAGACAAAAACGAAUCCAGUAAGAGACCACCUGUGCUGAAGAGUGUUGAUAAUACGGAUUCAAAGCUGAAAGGAAUAGGAAAGCCCAGUAAAUUCUCGAAAUUCAGCCUCUACAAGCAGUUGCACAGACACCAGCUGAACCACGCCGACAGCCUCAGCAGCAUCGACAGCACCUCCAAUUAUUGUAAUCACUGUAGGAGUCAUCAGAAUUUAAUCCAUGGUUUCAAACCCCACUUGAAAUUCUUCCACUCUUCUAGCAACUCUGAGCAGAGGCUCACUAGAGCUCAUUUUGACACCAGCUCUAUUCGCAGCUUGCAGACUGGCGUGGGAGAGUUGCAUGGGGAAACCAGAUUCUGGCAUGGGAAGGACUACUGCAAUUUUGUCUUCAAGGACUGGGUUCAACUCGAUAAACCUUUUGCUGAUUUUAUUGACAGGCACUCCACCCCUCGGAUGCCCUGGCACGACAUUGCCUCUGUCGUGCACGGGAAGGCAGCUCGGGAUGUAGCUCGACACUUCAUCCAGCGUUGGAACUUCACAAAGAUUAUGAAAUCAAAGUAUCGAUCCCUUUCUUAUCCUUUUCUACUUCCAAAGUCUCAAACAACAGCCCAUGAAUUGAAAUACCAAGUGCCUGGGUCCGUCCAUGCUAAAGUACAGUUGCUCCGCUCUGCUGCUGAUUGGUCUGCUGGCAUAAAGUUUCAUGAAGAGUCCAUCCAUGCUGCAUAUGUGCAUGUGAUAGAGAAUAGCAAACACUACAUCUACAUAGAAAACCAGUUUUUCAUAAGCUGCGCAGAUGACAAAGUUGUGUUCAACAAGAUUGGUGAUGCCAUUGCCCAACGGAUACUGAAAGCUUACAGGGAAAACCAGAGAUACCGGGUAUAUGUUGUGAUACCACUCCUGCCAGGUUUUGAAGGAGACAUUUCAACUGGUGGAGGAAAUGCUCUACAGGCAAUAAUGCACUUCAACUACAGAACCAUGUGCAGAGGAGAAAAUUCUAUCCUUGGGCAGUUAAAAGCAGAACUUGGCAAUCAGUGGAUAAAUUAUAUAUCAUUCUGUGGUCUUAGAACACACUCUGAGCUUGAAGGAAACCUAGUCACUGAGCUUAUCUAUGUCCACAGCAAGUUGCUAAUUGCUGAUGACAACACAGUUAUUAUUGGUUCUGCCAACAUCAAUGAUCGAAGCAUGCUGGGAAAGCGUGACAGUGAAAUGGCCAUCAUUGUGCAGGACACAGAGACAGUCCCCUCGGUGAUGGAUGGAGAAGAGUACCAAGCAGGCCGCUUCGCUCAAGGUCUUCGGCUUCAGUGCUUCAGGGUUGUCCUUGGAUAUCUUUCUGACCCAAGUGAGGAUAUUCAGGAUCCAGUAAGCGAAAAAUUCUUUAAGGAAGUGUGGAUUUCCACAGCAGCUCGAAAUGCUACAAUUUAUGACAAGGUAUUCCGGUGUCUUCCUAAUGAUGAAGUACACAAUUUAAUUCAGCUGAGAGACUUUAUAAGCAAGCCCAUAUUAGCAAAGGAAGAUCCUGUGAGAGCUGAAGAGGAACUGAAAAAGAUUCGUGGGUUUUUGGUGCAAUUUCCCUUUUAUUUCUUGUCUGAAGAAAACCUACUCCCUUCUGUUGGAACCAAAGAAGCCAUCGUGCCUACUGAAGUUUGGACUUAAGAGUACAGCCCUUUGCAGGCCACGCCUACCAUCUUGGAGAGUUCACUGUGCAGUGACUUUCUGGAGACCUCAAGCCCAAGCCAGCUGGGUGCAUUCUUGCAACUGAACCGUUCACCCUUUGAACUGAUUAGGAAGGGCACAGGCUUGAUGAAGAAAAGACGCUUCUUAGCAGCAGAUCUUCAUCAUUCCUCCUUCCUAACCUUGUGAAGAUGGAAUUGCAUUCUCAUUU